This is a messenger RNA of Bombyx mandarina (wild silkworm), 816 nucleotides long. Its product is annotated as trypsin delta. Gene Ontology annotation, biological process: proteolysis. The record is from RefSeq and is a predicted model, not a curated record. Lineage: Eukaryota; Metazoa; Arthropoda; Insecta; Lepidoptera; Bombycidae. Gene Ontology annotation, molecular function: serine-type endopeptidase activity.
AUGGCUUCUAAGGUGCUGUACUUGAUGCUCGCAUUUGUGGCCGCCGUAUCGGCAGCGCCCAACACUCGUCUCGUGGGCGGUGAGCACACCACCAUAGAGCAGUUUCCGUACAUCGUCGCCCUGGUGUACUAUUACCCCAGGCCUGCCAUCAGAGUACAAAGAUGCGUAGGUUCGUUGAUCUCAUCUUGGCAUGUAGUGACUUCAGGCUAUUGUUUCACUGGCGCUAUCCUUGAUAAUAUGGAGAUCCGAGCUGGCUCUACCAACAGCUUAUCCGGUGGUACCGUGGUCCGUGUAGGACAGGUGACCAAGUACCCUGGGUACGUUGAAGAGCCAAAGUCUGGUGAUCUUGCCGUGAUCCGCCUGGCUACCGCCCUGGGCAUCAGCAACACGGUCAACGUGCUCUUCCUUCCUCCUCAAAACACUUUUAUCCCCGAUGGCACUUCUCUUACCACCGUUAGCUGGGGUUUUGAAUACGUAGGCGGUCCACAGCUGGAGACCCUGAAAACCAUCACCCAAAGAAAGAUCAACAUUGAGCGAUGCAAAGCCAUUUACAGUGGUUCUACUAAAGUCGACAUUUCUGACCGCGUGAUCUGCGCCAACGAGGUCGGCCGCAGCACUUGCUUCGGCGACUCCGGAGCGCCCAUGGUCAUCGGCCAAGUUCUAGUCGGCACUGCUUCCUACCACGAGGGCUGCGGUGACGACGAGCACCCCGAUGUCUUCACCAGAAUCGACACCUAUACCAACUGGAUCAUGCAGGUGGCUACCGCGCCUGGAAGAAGUGGCUCCGAAGCGAAGAUAGCACCUGUGCUGUUUUAA